AUGAAUCCGAGUCAGAUUGAGACAAAGCUCAAAGUGGCGAAGGAUCGCCUUGUCCACAAGCUCAAAGUAACACAAGAACAGCUUUCCCAAGAACCUCGACCCGAUGCACUCGCCUUGAAUAUCAACUUGAGACAAUUACAGAACUGUCAAGAACGAGUCAAUAAACUUCGAGAGGAUCUAGAAAAAGCGGUAUUGACAGCUAACGAUAAAGAGGUAACCAAAAAAUUCGAUGCAGAAAUUACAGAAUACGAAACUUUGAACCUCGAUUGUGAUGAUGCGAUUGCAACGAUUAACGCUAUCAGUGAAAAUGAAGAAAAAAGUAAAGAAAAGCUCCAUAGCUCAGAAAAAAAUGUCAAAGUUACGAGUCCAUUUGCAGGCAUGAAAUUACCUGAGUUACCUAAAACGACAUUCAACGGAGAUAUUACAAUGUAUCAAGAAUUCAAACAGAACUUCAACGUCACCAUCGAUAGCAGUGAAUUACCAGAUAAUAGAAAACUAGCAUACCUUAAAACGAUGUGUAUUGGAGAUGCGGAAAAUGACCUGAAAGGGUUCCCUACGACGAAUGAAAACUAUGCAAUAGCCUGGGGAGUAUUAGAAGAAAAGUACGGAAAUUUAAAACGAACGAUUGAUGUCCUGUACAAGAAGAUAACAAAUCUACCAAAAGCAGCUAGCACUACAGCAAGCCUCAGAAAACUAUACGAUGAAAUGGAGGUAGCUUUCCGUACAUUGGAAUCACUCAACGAAUCAUUCGAUGAUAAUACGAUCCUAUUCACCACCGUUAAAGAAAAAUAUCCAAAAGAGAUCGUAUAUGAAAUCUACCAGCAUGCAGAGGGUACUCUUACACUUGCCAAGUUCCGUACUAAACUGAAAGGAAUUAUUCAAAAACGUGAAGAACUGAAUUUUGACACGGAGGUAGCUGAAACCGAACCAUCAACGUACACAACAGAAUCUCUAAUGGUAAAAACGAAUAAUGAGACGAAAAAACCAACCCAAAAGUGCAUAUUUUGUUCUUCUGAUAAACAUUGGUCCGAUGAGUGUGAUAAGCACAAAACGAUGGCAGCACGUAAAGACAACAUUAAAGGCCGCUGUUUUAUCUGUCUACGUAAAGGACACUCAGUAAAAGAGUGCACAGCUGACAGAGUAUGUGUACAUUGUGGACAGAGAAAAAACCAUCACCGAAGCUUAUGCCCAAAACUAUUUGAAGAAGAGUCUCAACAAAAUGCAACGAAACAACAGUCAGCUGAUCCGAAAACAAACGCAACGGGCUCCAAUGAUACAACGUCAACAGUCAGCUGUUUACUAUCCGAUCGAGAACAGAACUGGCUAUUAACAGCAGUUGCGACUAUAAUAAAUCCUGAUAACGGCAAACAUCUCGAAGCACGUAUUGUAUUAGAUGGUGGCAAAAACUUGAUCAUUGAUACUGUUGGCGACCGUAAGCAGCAAGAGUUAUUAUCAAAUAUUGUUCAGUUUCAAAUCAAAACAAUGACUGGCAAAGUUAUCAGUAUCGAAGCGAAUACAAUUGUGAAAAUAAUCGAUGACGUUGAACCGUUCAACCCAGAACAAUUACCAGACAAAUCAAUACUACGUGAUAAAAAACUAGCUGACACGUCAAAGCGUACUGACAUUCAAAUAUUGAUUGGUAUUGAUCAUCUAUAUGAUAUUUUGACAUCAGAAAUACUGAAAAUUGGCGAGCAUCAAUACCUGAUAAGUAGCAAACUUGGUUGGUUAUUUGCUGGUAAACUGGCUACAAGUAAUCAGAAAAAAAAGGUGAGCUGUCUUUUACUAAAAACAAUCCAUGCAGAAACCAAUAACGACCUAAAAUGUUUAUGGGAAUUAGACACGUUGGGAAUAAAAACUGAAAUUGAUAUGAACGAUGACAUUGCCUUAAAAUCGUUUGACGAAACAAUCCAAUACGAAAAUAAUCGCUAUAAUGUUUCAUGGCCAUUGAUAGAAGAAGAACCAGAGUUAAAAACGAACUAUGGACUCGCUCUUGGUAGAUUAGACAAUUUAUUGAAAAAAUCUAACCAAAAGGAUCUCGCAGAGUAUGAUAAAAUUAUCAAGCAGUAUCUAGAAGCAGAAUUUAUCGAACCAGUUGAAGAUAAAGACCCAGUUGGAAAUUUAAUAUCCUACCUACCACAUCACGGAGUAAAAACAGAGUCUAAAACAACGCCGCUGCGUAUUGUCUUCGAUGGUUCGGCCAAGCAGAAGGGUGAGAAAAGUGUAAACGAUAUUAUCUAUAAAGGAAAGAAUCUGAUCGAGCAACUUGUUUUAAUUUUAUCACGAUGGAGAACCUAUGGUAUAGCUGUAAUAUCCGACAUCGAAAAAGCGUUUUUGCAACUUAUCAUCAAUGCAAAAUUUCGUGACCUGUUACGUUUCAUCUGGGUGAAAAAUUAUCAGUUAAAAACGACUAAAGAUAACACGCUAGUACUACGAUGGUGUAGAAUUCCGUUUGGUAUCACUGCUAGUCCGUUUACAUUAGCUGCGACGAUCUUAUUUCAUUUGAAAAAAUAUCCGGGUCCAGUGGCAUCAAAGUUGAGCAAAGCAUUAUACGUUGAUAAUAUGCUGUCAGGAAGUGAAACAAUCAAAGAGGUGUCAGAUCUAAUCAAAAACGCGUUGGAAAUAUUUGCGGAUGCUUCAAUGAAACUACGGCAGUGGCAUACCAAUGAAAAAACACUCGUUUCCCUUCACCCCUCAUUAGAUUGGCUCAAUGAUGAAAUCGUAUCCGUAUUGGGACUACACUGGAACACCAACACAGAUACGUUAUCAGUUAAACUGAUAGAAACUGAUAACACCAUAGCGACAAAACGAAGUAUCUUAAAGUAUUCAUCAAAAGUGUACGAUCCAUUAGGAUUUUGGUCACCGGUUAUAUUGAAAGCAAAGUUAAUUUUACAACAACUAUGGGAAGAAGACUUCGACUGGGACCAGCCCAUACCAAACAACUUAAAAAUAGAAUGGUUCGAGCUAUUAGAAGAAUUUCGUAAGAUGUCACAAGUAAAAUUACCACGGCGUUGCUUAUCACCACAUCGUAUCAACUCGAAAGUACAACUGCACGUAUUUACAGACGCAUCAAAGAAGGCAUACGGUAUUGUUAUCUAUGUACGUGUAGAAACAACGACAGGCGCUGAUACCCAACUUAUAUUUGCCAAAUCUCGAGUUGCUCCAAUAAAGUCAGCUUUAAAAAUACCCAGGUUAGAAUUGUUAGCAAUGUUGAUCGGAAAUCGUAUGCUGUGUUUUAUUCAAGAUGCGUUCAACGAGUAUGAAGUCACAAAGUUCAUGUUAUGGUCAGAUUCGAAGUGUGCUAUUGCAUGGGCACAAUCAAAUAAAAAUCUAUCACCUUGGGUUGAAAAACGAGUUACUGAAAUACGAAAAAAUGACCGCCUGUGUAUCAAUUAUGUGAAGUCCGAAGAUAACCCUGCUGAUAUUGCCAGCAGAGGUUCCGUUGUUGGUGAUCUGACUGAGUUGUGGUGGCAAGGUCCAGCUUGGCUCAGGGAAAAAGAAUCGAAUUGGCCGAUGAUAAAAAUCAACGAAUCCGAAUCCGAAGAUUUUCAAACGGAAGUGCGUUGUGCCACUCUGUUAACCACUGAUAAUGUUGAGCCUCUCAAAACACCUUUCGAAAUCAACAUUGAAGAAGUCGGCGAUAUGAACGAGUUAUUGAUGAAAACGGUUACUCAACUAAAACUUUCGGUGAAUAGAACGAAUUUCGAAACAGCAAAACAGACCUGGAUCAAGUAUGUUCAACGAGUACAUUUUGCCAACGAAUUCGAAUGUAUCAUACGUAAAACUGAACCCAAAACCAACUUGGUGAAGAAAUUAAAUCUGUUCCGAGACGAUGAUGACAUAUUGAAAGUCCGAGGUAGAUUAUCGAAUUUGAUACAAGCACCUAAUGAUAAUUAUCCGAUAUUAUUACCAAAAGGCCAUCGUUUCGUGUAUUUAUUGAUAGUUGAUACUCAUAAAAACCUAUAUCAUGCCGGAGUAUCACAAACAUUAGCAGAACUUUGCAAAGAAUACUGGUUGUUAGGUGGCAGACGUGCAGUAUAUAAUGUUAUUCAAAACUGCAAGAAUUGUAAAGUGUUCAGUGGUCCAGCCUACAAAUAUCCCAUAAUGCCUCCGAUUCCAGGAUAUCGAUUAAAAAGAGAAUUUGCGUUUUCGUACGUUGGUGUGGAUGUGCUAGGUCCACUCUAUGUUUGUAAAAAAAGAAACGCUGAAAAGAAGAAAAAUUGGAUAUGUUUAUUUUCAUGCCUGAUAACUAGAGCAGUACACCUCGAACAGCUAGAAGACAUGACUAGUGAAGAAUUACUCUCUGCUUUCCGACGCAUGUUUGCUAGACGAGGGAUAACUCAAUUUUUUCUCUCAGAUAAUGCGCCACAAUUCAACGUACUACGAAACCUUAUCAGUAGUGUUCAAGAUCAUUACCUAAAAAACAUCGAAUGGAAACAAAUACCGGCAUUUUCGCCAUGGUCUGGUGGGGUAUAUGAGAGAAUGGUAGCAUUAGUCAAAAGUGCUCUGAGAAAAACGUUCUAUCAAGUUACCUUAACUCGAAGACAAUUACAAACAACAGCAGUGGAAAUUGAAGCUGUGAUAAAUUCUCGUCCGAUUGUUUACGUAGGAGCUGAUGAUGGAAUGAUAUUAUCACCUAGUGAUUUGUUGAAUAUUCCAUUCAACAUUCCUUCCAUCUACGAACCAUCAGACAGCAGCAACAUUCUGAGAGACAUCGCAGAUAAUUGGAAGAAAGGACAACAGCAACUCGAUGCAUUUUGGAGUGUAUGGAGAAAUGGGUAUAUUGAAACGCUACGUGCAGGUAGAGAAAGGUUACAUGCUGGACAUCGUAGUGCUCCAGAGCCUCCUAAAGUCGGCGAUGUCGUUAUCAUUAAUCAAGAAAAAUUACCCAGGGGUCAAUGGGCUACAGGUGUGAUCGUUGAUUUAAACACGAGCGAAGAUAAUCAAGUGCGAUCAGCUCAAGUGAAGCUCAACACCGGAAAUAUAAUAACGCGACCCAUCUGUUUACUACAUCCAAUUGAGUCGGAGAUGAAAAAGAUAAGUGAUAUUGAGCAAACACCAUUCGAAGAAAGUACGCGGCCAACGGCAAAUACAACAGAUCCAGUGACUACAGUCAAGCCAAUACUAGAACCGAUGACAGUUCGACGUUCUGUACAGAGAGAAGCGGCGACUCGCGCUCGUGAGAAAAUACUCGAAUGGAUCAACGCUAAAUAA
Molecule: messenger RNA, 5211 nt
Organism: Planococcus citri (citrus mealybug)
Lineage: Eukaryota; Metazoa; Arthropoda; Insecta; Hemiptera; Pseudococcidae
Exons: 2
Coding region: 1-5211 (1736 amino acids)
Biological process (GO): DNA integration
Molecular function (GO): zinc ion binding; nucleic acid binding
Source: RefSeq, a predicted model, not a curated record